AUAAAUUAAAUAAAUAAAUAAAAAUUGGAAAAAAGAAAAGCGAAUCUCAUUCAAGUUCGUACAGACACAGCCUAACAUCAAGCAGAGAGGAGAGAGAGAGGCACGGAAGAGAGAGAAAGAGAGAGAGUGUGAAUCAAACCACCAUUAUCAUCAACCAGAUCAGAGCUCCCAGACGAGGAUUUUAAGGAAGACGAGGAUUUCGAGGGAGGACUGGGUGAAGACAUACCUGUGUGCUUGCAUCGGAGCUGAUUUUUGCGAUGAGGAGCCCGAGCUCGGCGGCGGCUGCGGGGGCAGGGGGUGGUGGUGGGAAGACUACGCCGUGCUGCAGCAAGGUGGGGCUGAAGAGGGGGCCAUGGACUCCCGAGGAGGACGAGCUGCUGUCCAGCUACAUAAAGAGGGAAGGGGAGGGCCGGUGGCGGACCCUCCCCAAGCGCGCCGGCCUUCUCCGCUGCGGCAAGAGCUGCCGCCUCCGCUGGAUGAACUACCUCCGCCCCUCAGUCAAGCGCGGCCAGAUCGCCCCCGACGAGGAGGACCUCAUCCUCCGCCUCCACCGCCUCCUCGGCAACCGGUGGUCUCUGAUUGCGGGGAGGAUCCCUGGGCGAACCGACAAUGAGAUAAAGAACUACUGGAACACUCACCUCAGCAAGAAGUUGAUCAGCCAGGGGAUUGAUCCCCGCACCCACAAGCCCCUCAACCAGGACCAACGCACCGACAACAGCAACAACGAGUCCCCGGAUGCAAACUCGACUGCAAAAGAAGUUUCCUCAUCGAAGAAGCCAUUGAUCAAUCACAGCAUCCCAUCCCCGUCCCCCACCUCGAACCCUAACUCCGCGUCCUCAGGAAUUGAAGAAAUCGACAAGGAGCUUUUGCCAGACCCCAACCCUACCACCGAGUUCGAAAACAGCUUCCCCAUCAACAACUUACUCCCCAAGUACACCGACGGGAUGAGCAACACUAUGAUGAGGAUCGGCAGCCAUGUGCUGGCAAGUCAUGAAGCUGAAGAAGACAUCAACAAUUACUGCACCGACGAUGUGUUCUCGUCUUUCCUCAACUCUCUGAUCAACGAGGAGGCCUUCACUGCUAGCCACCACAGUCAGCUGCAUCAGCAGCCUCCAUUCCACGUGGCUUCUUCUUCAUCCGAUACCCUGAUGAUCUCAAAUCCUAUAUCAGCUCUCGGGCUUGGCUGGGAAUCUGCAAUCAUGUCCUCGACAUUUAGCCAGAAUAAUAGUGAAGCCCCAAAGAGAGUAGAUAAUUAUGGUAAUGGUCACAUCGAAUAGCAUUUUCAGCGACGCAGCUCGUGAUCGAAACGGGAUAUGGUGCAUGCCAAUAUUGUUCUAGGGUUUGUGGCAGUAUUCUGUUAUUGCAAUUAUUAUAUGUGUCUAGCUAUGAUGAAUGUAAUGUAAUUUCCACUUCUGGAUGAUCAGCUUCUGCCUUUUAAUCUCGCAGAUGAUCUGCUGGUGUAAUGGUAUAUCAUUUGUAUCUUAAUAUUGUACAAAAAAAAAGCCAAAAAAACUUGAAGAAUUCUUAUGUAUUGAUUACUGUAAAUUAUUACUGUCGUG
This is a messenger RNA of Punica granatum (pomegranate), 1559 nucleotides long. NCBI's taxonomy places the organism in Eukaryota, Viridiplantae, Streptophyta, Magnoliopsida, Myrtales, Lythraceae. The record is from RefSeq and is a predicted model, not a curated record.